This is a messenger RNA of Triplophysa dalaica, 2386 nucleotides long. RefSeq names its product solute carrier family 16 member 1a (gene slc16a1a). NCBI's taxonomy places the organism in Eukaryota, Metazoa, Chordata, Actinopteri, Cypriniformes, Nemacheilidae. Gene Ontology annotation, cellular component: membrane. The transcript is spliced from 5 exons. Gene Ontology annotation, molecular function: monocarboxylic acid transmembrane transporter activity. The coding region runs from base 252 to 1673 and encodes 473 amino acids. Gene Ontology annotation, biological process: transmembrane transport; monocarboxylic acid transport. The record is from RefSeq and is a predicted model, not a curated record.
UGAACACAGUUCAACACUUUGACAAGUCCGGGCAUUUGACUUAUAAACACCAAGGCACAUAAACUGAAGUUUCUUGCGACUUUCCUCAGGAUUAUUCACAUAAUUUAGAAUCUUGCCUUGAACCAGUUCCCUUAAAAUGAGUCUCGUCCUCGCGCUGGAAUAGAAGAGCACUUGAACUUUUUUGUGCAAAGAAUUUAUAGACUGUGCCUGAAAGACCUUUGUGAACACCCGUUCACCAGCACUCAGGAGCCAUGGCACCUGCUGUCGGAGGUCCCGUGGGCUACACCCCUCCUGAAGGGGGCUGGGGUUGGGCUGUGGUCACUGGCGCCUUCAUUUCUAUUGGAUUCUCCUAUGCCUUCCCAAAGUCCAUCACUGUGUUCUUUAAGGAAAUAGAGACGAUCUUCGAUGCCACCAGCAGUCAAGUGUCCUGGAUCUCUUCCAUCAUGCUUGCUGUCAUGUACGGAGGCGGUCCAGUUAGCAGUAUUCUGGUCAAUAAAUAUGGAUGUCGGCCCAUUAUGAUUUUGGGAGGUCUUCUCUCGGGAACAGGACUCAUUGCGGCUUCUUUCUGCAACAGCGUUGAGGGCUUAUACUUCUGCAUUGGUGUUGUGGGAGGUCUGGGACUGGCAUUUAAUCUCAACCCAGCUCUCAUUAUGAUUGGCAAAUAUUUCUACAAGAGGCGACCGAUAGCUAAUGGUAUUGCGAUGGCCGGUAGUCCAGUCUUCUUAUGCACUCUCGCUCCUUUGAACACGUGGUUCUUCGAUCAGUUUGGCUGGAGGGGAAGUUUCUUGAUCCUGGGUGGAUUUCUGCUCAACUGUUGUGUAGCCGGAGCACUUAUGAGGCCCAUAGGUCCAAAGCCUCAACCGGCAGUCAAAGUAGUAAAUGGCAACGGCAGAGCGGACGAACGAAAGAGCGUGAUCGAGAAGAUCAACGGUUUUAUCGAUCUGUCGCUCUUCAAGCAUCGCGGCUUCUUGCUGUACCUUCUGGGUAACGUAAUCUUGUUCUUCGGCCUCUUCUCUCCCCUCGUGUACCUGAGCAAUUACGCCAAGAGUAAAGACAUUGCGAGGGAUAAGGCGGCUUUUCUGCUCUCUGUCCUGGGCAUUGUAGAUAUGGUGGCACGACCCUCUAUGGGAAUGGUGGCCAACACGAAAUGGGUGAGACCGAGGAUCCAGUACUUCUUCGCCGUCUCUGUCCUUCUCAAUGGUGUGUGUCACCUGCUUGCCCCUCUGUCGACGGACUAUAAAGGGUUUGUCAUUUACGCCAUCUUCUUUGGCUUUGCCUAUGGGUGGCUGAGCUCCGUGCUCUUUGAGACCCUAAUGGAUCUUGUGGGGGCACAGCGUUUCUCCAGUGCUGUUGGGCUGGUGACAAUUGUUGAAUGUGGGCCUGUGCUGCUUGGACCUCCUUUACUUGGAAAAUUCAAAGACCUUUACCACGACUACCAGUACACUUACAUGGGCUGUGGGAUAAUCCUUCUGGUUGGAGGUGUGUUUCUUUUCAUCGGAAUGGGCAUCAACUACAGGCUUCUGCGUAAGGAGGCAAAAGAAGAAUCCAUGAGAGCAGAUCUCCAGGGGAGGGAAGAUGAUGGCAGCAAGGAUGGUGUGAAAAGAGAACCUGGAAAAGAGGUUUCAGAAGCAUUGAAAGCAAACGAUGAAAAUACAGCCGAGCAUACUGUGUGAAUCUUUCUAUCCCGUUCAUUGAUUCUGUUAAAUUACUGUUGUUGAUUCUGGCGUCACUUAAUGUCUAAACACUGGAUCUAAAUACAAACAUUCAUCAUGACAAUUCUGUUUGCUGAGAUAAUGAUGCAAAACAACCAUUACCACCAUCCAUACUGUAAAAUCUGUAUUCAAAAUGUUAUGAAUUUGGUUUAAAAAAGUUUACCGUAUGACUAGUUUUUACAUAAAGGACAUGUUAGUGAAUGAGGAGAAUAUAACAAUGCACAAUUUUGAAUAUUUGCACGCUCCUUUAUUUCCAUAAACACUGUGCAAUUCUUGCAUUAUCAGUUUCACUUGCCAUGGUCUUAUAUUCUCACAUUUGUUUGUGUAUGUAUACACUAUCUAUAUACAGGUAGAUAUAAAUUGGUUACAGCUGCAUCUCUACUGCAUUGUUCUUGUUAUGCCAAAUAAUGUAGGCCGGGGAAAGUUUAAAUAGUUUUCAAAACAGUCAGAAUAAAAAUGAUUCAUUUUAAUAUGAAUUUUAUUGCAUCCUUGUUCAUUUCUCAUGCAUUUGGCGCUCAGAUCUCAUGAUCUGUUAAGGUUUAAUGAACUGUUUUACGUUUGGGGACCCAGGGAAUUAAACUUUUACCCUUCAUAGUAUCCAAUCAUAUGAAAUAGCCUAAUAAAUGCGAUUGAUUCAACCAAAUCACACUGCAGAAAAAUACAAUAAAUGACAA